Anarrhichthys ocellatus (wolf-eel) is the source of this 5015-nucleotide messenger RNA. RefSeq names its product zDHHC palmitoyltransferase 16b (gene zdhhc16b). The transcript is spliced from 9 exons. NCBI's taxonomy places the organism in Eukaryota, Metazoa, Chordata, Actinopteri, Perciformes, Anarhichadidae. Bases 2285 to 3574 code for a protein of 429 amino acids. The record is from RefSeq and is a predicted model, not a curated record. Gene Ontology annotation, molecular function: palmitoyltransferase activity.
CCUUUGUUCAUUAGACGAUCUUCGUAAACACCGCCGCUUUUUUCUGUGGGUAACUCUCCUGCAGUCAGUGGAGACCAUGGCUAACAGUUUAGCCUGACCAUGACCUGACCGUACUGCUGCAGACUUGUCCGCACACGUCACCUGACCAGGUACAGAACGUCAGUUGUCGAGUUUAGUACGAGUCGGAGAGCUGUAUUUAUUAAAAAUGACUCCACUGUGGGCGGGUGGCAGCUAGCUGGAGGCAGCUAGCAGCAACGAUACAGCAAAUAGCAAAGCAAAUAGCAAAGCAGGACACACUGGAGCAAAGGGAUGGAUGCUUUAUUUCACUGUUUGAGAGAUUACAAGAUAAUGAAACUGAAUAGUAUUAAUCAUUCGGUCAGUGGGAACUAUCGUAAUGUGGAUUUGUCAAAUGAUCUCAGUCUUCGAUUGCAUUUCUACAAAGGUGACAUUCUCUGCUGGUUAAGAGCUACAAUGACAAUAGCAUGUAGGCUACUGAUAACCAAAAUACAACAAUGUUAUACUUGUAUAGUAUAACUAGAAUAUAGAAUAUAACUAUAGUAUAACUAUAGUAUAACAAUAUAGUAUGACAAUAGCAUGUAGGCUACUGAUAACCAAAAUACAACAAUGUUAUACUUGUAUAGUAUAACUAGAAUAUAACUAUAGUAUAACUAUAGUAUAACUAGUGCAGCUGUUUGAAGCCUGUGGCUUCAAACAGCUGCACCACUUGACUGUAAUGUGGCUAUUUAGACUGGGAAACAAAUGACUUACAAUAGUUAAAUCAUGAUAUUAGGGUUUGAAGCAACACUUUUUCAUCAUAAAUAAGACUGUAGAUGUUUUCUCUAGUCAACAAUUAAUAUUUGAGUCUAUAAAAUACAGAAAAAUGUCCAUUUAACUUCCCAAAACCCUUCAUAUUGAGGAGGCUGGAACAGGAUAGUGUCUGCCCUUAAUAGUCAGAAUAGUGACCAAUUAGUUUUCUGUUGAUUGAUUAAUCGAUUUGUUUUAAUCACAUCAUCCUGAUCACCAUAACCUCACACAUCACGUCAACAUACUGCUACGGAUUGAGUCCACCCAGCUGUUGGAUAUGUAUUUGCAUUGUAUGUCAUUUCCUCAUGAAUACUUAUUUGUUAAGUAUAUAUAAGAUCAAUAAUGAAUUAAUGUCUACUGCAUACAUGUCAAGAAUAGUGUCGUAUUGAUGGCGAAGUACUUGAAAAAAAAUCCAAAGAAUUUAUUUUUACAUGAAAAACACCAGCAUGUGGCUCUCAGAUGAUUCAUGCAUUUGCAUGAACAUUAUGAUGAUUAUCAUCAAUAAUUGAUCCUAUUGAGAGAGACUGAGUCACAGUGAUCCUCCUUUCUUCUCGAACUUGAUUUAGGGCAGCGGGUUGCCAUAGAGACCGCGGUGCCCUGCUGUGUUCUGUCUGUCACUGAAUAUAAUAUGCAAAUUAAUAUCAAAGGUCCCCACUUAGUCGAGCGGAGGCUCUGCUGCAUGCAUGUACAAGGUGCUUUAUUCUCCAUAUCUUUGGACCGUCGGUCAGACAAAACAACUUGCCCUCUGGGGGAAAAUGCUGUGUGCAUUUCUGAAGAUGUCUCAUGUUAAAUGGUCCAAAUGAGAUCAACUGAUUACAAGACUCUUCAAGAAAAGAAUUUGCAGAUUAAUCAAAAGUAAAAAAAAGAGAAUAUUGGUGAGUUGUUGCAGCCCUAAACAUAACUCUGUGACGAUUCCUAACUUUUGAUCCAUGUCUUUCCUCCUUCCAUGCAGAAUUCAUUUGGUGUUCAUCAUGAUUAAUUAAUGUUGCAUUCAGCACCUUUUUUAAUGACGAUAGGAAAACAGCGUCAUCAUGUGCGACCUCGACAGAUGGUGCGUGUCACAUUUACAUUAUUUAUGCCAGAUCACUUAUUACACUUACUUUUUUUUAAGGAUAGUCAAGUUGCAGCUGACGGCAACGAAAGAGGGCAAGUUGUUGACGGGCCUUACUUUCUCCUAAAUGUCCCUGAUUAGCGUCUCAUUAUUCAUGCCAUCCUAUUUGGGAGAACCUGAACAAGCCUUAUCCGUGUAACCAAUACUCACUUUCAUGAAAUGAUGCCCUGGAUCGGGUAGCUACUUUAUUUCCUUCUUAAGAUAUUCACCCCAUCGCGCUUCCCUCUUACAGGGUUACCACUCUGCAUCAUUUCUAGGGGCGUAGCUCAAUACCUGGCAGCUCGUGCCUUGUUUUAUUUGACGGUCGUGUGUCACACAGAGGAUACCGGUGCUUUCUAGGAGUGCCGGUUCCCCCGUGCUGCGGCAGAGAUGACGGUGGAAAACUCUGCAGCCGCCAGGCUGCGCUACGAAGAGCUGCUCUUUUACGCGGCCUGUGUUUGCACCUGUUGGUCUGUGUGUCUGUGUGUGUGUGUGUGUCUGGAAGGCAGAGUGUGUAGGAGAGGAGGUGGUGGUGGUGGUGGAGGAGGAGGAGGUGGCAUGCGUACGGGCAGCAUCAUCAGCAGCAGCAGCAGCACCUGGAGGUGGCAGCUCUCCCGGGCCAUGAGGCUGGCUCUGCGCUGGUUCCGGCAGUGCCGCCCGCAGAGAGGAGGCCGAGGCGGGGCGACCGGGACGUGGACCGGCAGCCGGCUGUUGGAGCUGUGGAGCUACAGCAGGCUGCUGCUCAAGUCGCUGUACUUCAACAGCCUCACCAACAGCGACACUCUGCUGGACUGCGCAUUUGAACCCGUCUACUGGAUCGUGGACAAUGUUACCCGCUGGUUUGGAGCGGUGUUUGUCUGUCUCGUCAUACUGCUGAUGACCUCGGUUGUGGUCAUCAUCUACCUGUACGUCCUACCCACAAUUGUCAGCACAUACCCUUUGCACUGGGUCGUCUGGCACCUGAGCUGUGGCCACUGGCUUCUCAUCAUGGUGGUCUUCCAUUACUACAAGGCCACCACCACCUCUCCAGGACACUCGCCCAAGGACAAAAUUCAUAUUCCCUCAGUGUCCAUCUGCAAGAAAUGCAUCACUCCCAAACCGCACAGGACGCACCACUGCAGCAUCUGCAACACCUGUGUUUUGAAGAUGGACCACCACUGUCCCUGGUUGAACAACUGCGUGGGCCACUUCAACCAGCGCUACUUCUUCUCCUUCUGCGUGUACAUGAUGCUGGGCUGCUUCUACUGCAGCGUCAGCAGCAAAGCCUUGUUCCUGGAGGCCUACAGCGCGAUAGAGAGAUACUAUCAGACCCCUCCUCCAACCGAAACCUACACCGAGACCACCGCUCAAAAGAGUGUCAUCUUCCUCUGGGUGCUGACCAGCACGGUGUCUGUCGCUCUUGGAGGACUCACCCUCUGGCACAGUAUACUCAUCAGCAGAGGAGAGACCAGCGUGGAGCGUCACAUCAACAACAAAGAGGCCAAAAGACUCAAGGGGAAGGGCAAGGUGUUCAAAAAUCCAUAUCAUCACGGUCCAGUGAACAACUGGAAGUUACUGUUGGGUGUGGAAAAAAGGAGUCACUGGUUCACGCGGGUCCUCUUGCCCUCCAGCCAUCUUCCCAACGGGGACGGCAUCACGUGGGACUUUACCUUCACCAGAACAGACCCCAUGGCCAUCUGAUCCUUUCCUCCAAACCACAUCUAAAAGAAGAGAAGCUCCUGCUGCUACAAUCAUACAACAAGGAAAGGGAAGCUUUGUAGUUUCACAAAUAGACACAGGUUGUUGUUGCUUUGUUAAAAGUGGGAACCACAUGGAAAUACGCACCAGUGGUUUCUCUUUCUAGAUUCCGUUAUCAUUUCCCAUCCGUCUCCGGUCGACUGAAGGUCUCACUAGACCUCGCCCCGCGACUGCAGCGCUAAUUAGAUUCAUGAAUGGUGCUGCUGGCCAGCAUAGCUGUGAAGACGACGCCAUUCUCCCGUAAAGCCACGGCAAAGACUUUUUAUGUGCGUCUCUCUUUGACGGAAAAUCAUGCACCAACACUACAGCCUCUUUAGUGAGAUGUAGGACAGAGGGAUGAUGUAGUGCGGGAAGCGUCGGAGGACACCAGUCUGCAGGUACGGCACAUUAAAGGUGCUACGUGUCAAACGCAGCACAUUGUAAACUAGAAUGACCCGCCAUCUUAUUUCAGUCGUAUUGUCAAUGUCUUUCAGAUAUGAGACGGAGGUAAACGUCUUGAUUUCCAUUUGACUUCUCGGAGAAGGUCCGAUUUGUUUACACUGUUUCAAUGUGCCAGCGUUCGAGUCAUAGUUUGGGUGUAUGAGGUACAUCUAGAGAUGACUUGUCGGCACGCCCCCAGUUUGGAGAAGCAGACACAAGUACAGGAGCAGCGGCAAAGCAAUGCUGUGGAAUGUUGACAGCUUUUGUUUUAGGUGGCUUAAAUACGUUUUGCUGACGUUCCUGUAAACAACGUUAAAUUGCUUUACUUGUGUGCCGGUAUUCACUUCUUCUCCAAACUGGGGUUGUGACGACCACAAUCUACUGUAAGUACACUGAGAAGUACCUCAUACAACCUCACUUCUAAACAUCCGAAGUACCCCUUUAAUGUGCUCACGGUUUACCGAUGAAAUGCAGAAUCUAGCACCAUUAAUAAGUGACACCGUGUUGAUCCGUGACUUCCUGUGAAGCCAGAGAGUUGAGGCCAGACUGUCUGGUUUUUAUUUUAGUUUCCAUUGUUCAUGCUAACUGUGUUCGUGGGUCUUGGGCUGAUGACAAACCCAAAGUGUUUCUUAAUGUGGGGUAUGUUUUCAAUGAUGAUUUUUUGAUUUUGUCCUGAGAUUAUUUCAAUAAUUGUCUGUUUUAAGGUUUACUACCGAUAAAGAACUUGUUUGGUUGUUCCGUCUUUAAAAUGAGGCACUUUCAGGCACUGUGAAAUAUAACACCAGAUUUUUAAUCCCCUUUCAGAUUUGUAUCCGCAACACGUUUGUAUCAUUAACUUACUGACGGACGGGUUGCAUCUGUAGUUGCCAUAGAAACAUGACAUACAGCUGUGAUAUGUGUAACCAAUGGGAGCUGAGCUCCAGUUUGAUUUAUUGUCUUUUUUUAAUAAAACACCGGUUUGAUA